GCAGUGAUACACUGUUUACGUCGCCAUCAUGAUUCACGUCCAUCAGCUGAGUUGAUUUCGUGAUUUGACAGUCUUUUUCUGUUGACAUUCCUUAAUUUGGUGAAUUUGGUUUUAAAUGACCGUAUCUCCUUAUCUCCUAACAUAAAAAGGGCAAUGCGAUCAUUGUCGAAAGUGCGAUGACCAAUGUUAUCGCGCUCUUUCGGCUGGUACAUUAAACAUCCAAAAUUUCUAUGUGGAUUGAGAAGGUUUUCGGUAUGGAUUCUCUUUUCACCCAGAAUGUCUGCGAAGAUCUGGAGGACAUUCCCCAGACUGAGGAGCCUGUCUGGAUUCUUGGACGAAAAUAUAACGCGAUGAAAGAAUUGGAUGUAAUUCGUGCAUCCAUAGAAUCGAAGUUAUGGUUCACCUAUCGGAAGAAUUUCGUUCCCAUUGGAGGCGUCGGGUCGACAUUUACCUCAGAUAAAGGCUGGGGUUGCAUGCUAAGAUGUGGUCAAAUGGUACUGGGUCAAGCCUUAGUUUCGUUACACUUAGGUAGAGACUGGACGUGGACGCCAGAGACAAAAGACAGUACGUACCUGAAAAUUUUAAGUCGCUUCGAAGAUCGAAGGGCUGCGCCUUUCUCGAUUCACCAAAUCGCUCUUAUGGGGGCCUCUGAAGGAAAGGAAGUUGGUCAGUGGUUCGGACCCAACACUGUAGCACAAGUAUUAAAGAAACUAGUUGUAUAUGAUGAGUGGAGCUCCAUUACGAUACACGUUGCUCUUGACAAUACACUGAUCGUCAACGACGUCCUGAGGCAGUGUAAAGUCGAAGGAGCGACGACUGCAGAAGCGGAUGGCGAUGUUCCGCUAAAAGCACCGAGUCAAUGGAAACCGCUUCUUCUUCUGAUUCCGCUUAGAUUGGGUUUGAGCGAAAUUAAUCCAGUCUACAUAAAUGGCCUUAAAACCUCCUUUCAAUUUCCGCAAUCCCUGGGAGUUAUUGGAGGGAAACCAAAUCUAGCUCUCUACUUUAUAGGAUGCGUUGGUGACGAGGUGAUUUUUUUGGAUCCUCACACGACGCAAAAAACGGGUAGCGUUGAUCAAAAGGUGGAUGAGGAAGAAGUUGAUUUCGAUACAACUUAUCACUGCAAAGUCGCCAGUCGAAUUGCGAUUACUGGAAUGGAUCCUUCAGUCGCACUUUGUUUCUUCUGCGAGACGGAGAAGGAUUUCAAAUCACUGUGCAGGUCAAUGCAGGAAAAAUUGAUCGAAUCUGAAAAGCAGCCACUUUUCGAAUUGUGUGCGGAGAGACCUGCGCAUUGGUCUCCUGCAGAAGAUGUUAUGGUUGCUGAAGCUUUAGGGGCUGCAGCUUCCAAUCUCCUGGAAUUCGAGCAUUUGGAUCGACAAUACGACACAUCGGACGAAGAGUUCGAACUUCUUGGCUAACGACUGAUAAUUCACCAAAUUUUACGAUUAUUCACUCCUACAUUUGUACGAAGUAUUUUCAAGCUUUGAGGCUUUUCAUGUUUUUGUUUUGAUUUAAUAUCAAAAGCACUUCUAACGUACUCCAAAUGACAACAGAUUUUUCAAAAAAAAAGAGAGAAUGCAAAUCAAUUUGAAAAAAUGUGUUUAAAGAUGAGAAUGAAAUGUUUUCUUUUUUUUUUUAAAUAACUUUCAUAGGUCACUUAUUCAUGAUUUUGUAUUAUUUUUUAAAUGGUAUAGAUGAAUAUAUUGAUUCAUAAUUUAUUACAUUUAAAAGAACGCAAUUUUUGGAUAGAUUUGCUCGCCAGGAAGACUUAUCUUUUCAUUUCGGUCGACAAAUUGCAUAAUAAUUUAAUGUAUAAGGAUUAUACGUGUAAAUAAUUUUGAAUACGUCUGUGUGUUAAAGUUUCAAAAAGAUACAAUUUAUACUCUCGAUUUUUAAGCGUAGGAGUUUUCUAGCAAUUUCUCGAAAGACUUUCUAAUUUUGAGAAAUUCUCAGGAAAUCAACUGCGAAAAUGUACAUAUAAUAUAUGUAUGGUACAGUAAUUCUUGAUAGAUUAAUAAAAUAUUAUCAGUUGCA
Molecule: messenger RNA, 2031 nt
Organism: Belonocnema kinseyi
Lineage: Eukaryota; Metazoa; Arthropoda; Insecta; Hymenoptera; Cynipidae
Gene: Atg4a
Product: cysteine protease ATG4B
Exons: 10
Coding region: 231-1415 (394 amino acids)
Molecular function (GO): protein-phosphatidylethanolamide deconjugating activity
Source: RefSeq, a predicted model, not a curated record